This is a messenger RNA of Daucus carota subsp. sativus, 2245 nucleotides long. Its product is annotated as transcription factor DIVARICATA. The record is from RefSeq and is a predicted model, not a curated record. Gene Ontology annotation, molecular function: DNA binding. The transcript has 2 exons. NCBI's taxonomy places the organism in Eukaryota, Viridiplantae, Streptophyta, Magnoliopsida, Apiales, Apiaceae. Bases 700 to 1611 code for a protein of 303 amino acids.
UCAUUGCUUCAACCCUAUAGUUUUGCGUUCUCUCUUCCUUCAUCACUGGAAAAGGAAAAAAAAAAAAAAGCUUCCAUUUCCCCGCUGUAUCCCUCACAUUUCAUCAUAUUCUCACUUGGAGGCUUAUUUCUAUUUGCAGCUUUUAGUGUAUGCAUUCUGCACACACUUAAAUAUUGCACAAAGAUAGUGUAUCACUUGGGCUUUUUGUAUUCUGCACUAUUCUAAAUUGGUAAGAACUUUACAUAUUUGAAGCUCAGAUAAGCAAAAAAUGUGUCCCUUUUCUCAUUUCAAGCUAUCUUCAGCUCAAAUUUGGAAACUUUCUUGUUCAUAUUUCGAGCUACAAUUUGAGGGUUUUGAUAAUUAUUUAUUCUAGUUAAAUACCCAGAAAAGUUUAGUGGGCUUGAUCACUUGAUUGUUUCUUAGAGUGUUUAGAGAUAUAAUAUUAUCUGGGGUAGUUACUUUCUUGAAAAUAAUAGUUUUGUUAUAUUUUAUUCUGGGAAAUGUUAGUUUGAUAUUUUGGAAAGUUGGGUUCUUUUUAGAUUCCUCAUUGUGAGAGGAUGACUGUAGAAAAAAAUAUACUGAUUCCUUACAAAAUGCCACUUGAUAUUUUGAUAUUGUACUGUGAAUUUAUGCAUUAAUAGUGAAAAAGCUUAGUUUUUUCGUGAUAUAUAUAAAAUUCGAUAUUUGCUGAGGAUUGGCAUGGAGGUUUUGUCACCAUUUUCCUACUUAUCAAGCUCAAGUUGGUUACUUGAAGAAAGUAAAAGCACUAGAUGGACAGCGGAAGAGAACAAGUUGUUUGAGAAUGCUCUGGCUAAGUUCGAUAAGGAUACUCCGGACAGAUGGCAGAAAGUUGCAGCUAUGGUUCCGGGGAAAACUGUGGCUGAUGUAAAUAGACAAUAUAAAGUACUGGAAGAUGAUGUGAGUAGUAUUGAAGCAGGGUUGUUUCCGAUUCCUGGUUAUAGUCAAUCUACUUUUACAUUAGAAUGGGGAAAUAGUACUCUUGGUUUCGAUGGAUUCAAGGCUUCAUUUGGUGCUAAUGGAAAUAGAUCUUCCGGGAAUAAACUGUCUGAUCAAGAAAGGAAGAAGGGUGUCCCAUGGACGGAAGAAGAGCAUAAGCUGUUUCUUUUGGGGCUUAAGAAGUAUGGGAAAGGGGACUGGAGAAAUAUUUCGCGUAACUAUGUGAUUAGUAGAACACCAACACAGGUUGCUAGCCAUGCUCAGAAGUACUUCAUCAGGCAACACUCGGGUGGGAAAGAUAAAAGAAGAGCAAGUAUUCAUGAUAUAACAAUGGUCAAUCUCAAUGGCAAUCAAAGUCUGUCGCCAGAUAACAAAAGACCAUUGAUGGACCCAUAUAAGCCGCUUUGUCAGCACGAGAAUUCCACUCAGAUGCCUGGAACACCUUACCAGUGGAACCAACCAAACAAUGGAGCAGCAGCCAUGGCUUUUAACCCCACAAAUGAAAGAAUGUUCAUGUCUUCUUACAGGUUAAACUCACAUGGAGUCAAAGUGGAGGAUCAUAAUUUUCAGACAGAAAGUGAUUAUGAAUCUUACUUGGGGUCUCAAGAUAUGGUUUUCCAGGUGCAAUCAGGGCUGCAAUAUCGUCACGGUUAAAAUGUUCUGUGAACCUUAUCAUUGGUUCGAGAGGGUUUCUCUCUGCUAAGUGCCAUAGCGUAGGAUUGCUAUUUUUGUGCUUUUGUGGGUGUUUCUUGUGAAUAUGUUAUCUUGGCACUUGAGUUAUAGUUACUUGAGGGGGAACAGAUCUCAAAUUGCUUGUAACUUUUAAAUGCAAAAAUGACAAAAGAUCAUACUCUGUGCAGCACUUUCCAGUUUUUCUGCUACCAAGUUUCAAUCUUCAGAGCAAUCUACAUUUGAACAUACUGGUGUAUGUUAGAAAGAUGUUAUACAGGAUUCUUCAUUUUUGAUCUUGAGCUGACAAGUUAUUAACUCCCGCAGUCUAUUUUACGCCAAGAUUAAAAAAGGAGAAAGGAACUUCACGGAAAUCCCUAGUCUGCAGCAUCUGGAUUGAGAGCAUCAAGAUAAGUGACUUUCAAGUUUUCAAUCAUCAGUUGGAAAAUCUCGUGUUUUCGAUUCAAGGCAUAUACACAGACACAGUUAUACAACUGAUGAUGAGCAUGUACACACUUUACACUGUAAUAUAUCACUAUAUACAAUAAAUGAUUAUGCUCACUUGUGGUAUCUUGAACAUCAAAUUCUUUUAUAUUUGCAGAGAUUUAUUUUCCUCUUU